GCCAGCCAGCCAGCCAGCAUUCUACCUUACUCAUGACUUUAUCUGCAACGACGCGUUUUGCUGCCGAAAAGACUCUUUACUAAAUCACUUCUCUCAUGUCUCCUCAUCGCAGAAACUUGUCGUGUCUGCUCCCUCGGUUUGGGAAUGGAUGAGGGGAUAGCGACGCGAUGGCACUUUCUACUUCCCCUUCAUCUCCUCUCAAGAAGCUCGUGCACGUCCUCUGGGGCGACUGGCAAGCAAACCAACUAUGGCAGCGCAUAUUCAAGGCAUCCCUCGCGUGCACAAUCGCCGUCUCCAUUGCGGUGAUUCCCAAGGUAGUGGAGGUUUAUGGGCUCAACACCUACCUGAUCCCGAUGACGGUCGUCUUUGCCCAUCCGGGCCAGCGCAUGGCGAUGAUGAUUGAGUCCUUGGCUCUGCUCCUGAUUGGAGCGACGCUCGGCCUCGGCUGGGCGCUUCUUGGUCUUUAUCUGUCGACAUUAGUGACCGAGCAGGAUGCGGCUGCUGGGUCCACGAUACGUGCCUUAUUCUGGCUGGUAGCCACGUUCAUACAUGGUUUCGUUCGGUCUGCGAAACCUCGCCUUUUCGUUCCCAUGUGGUUUCUAAUGAUUGCUGCCGGUACAAUAUUACUAGGCAGCAGUACCGAGGUCACCUUGAGAUCAUUCACAAGCAUCAUGUACCCAAUCCUGACUAGUGGAGGCAUUGUGCUUAUUGUCAAUAUCGCCAUUUUCCCGGAGCUUUCCACAAGCUUUCUGGGCAAGUCGACACUGGAAACGCUAUGGGAAACCCUGGACACUGUAGAGCGCGCGACACAUUGGUUCAUCACGACGGGGGGAGACUCGCCCGAGGCGAAGCAAAGGCAGUCUGGCGCAUCCAGAGCCUCUGCCAACAAGGCAAAACGAACGUGGUGGAUGGACUUUUUGGCCGAUUUUCCAAACCCAUUCCACGCCGGCGGCAAACAGACGACCCCCAGGAAAGCAAUCAACUUGACGACCUUCGUCGAACUGUCCUCGAAGAAGCCUGGUCUGCGAGCAGCGCUUGCCAGAUGUAAAAUGGCCCAGGAUGAAGUCAACUUUGAGUUCUCUGUCUCACCACUCUCGCCCAAAGCUUUGAAGCCCAUCAGCAAGCACGGCGCAUCGGGGCUGGUCCAGAACGUGGUGACGCUCAUAAAUGCUUGCGAGAACAAGUACGUAAUGUUGAGCGCAGCUACCGACGUGGAAUCCUCGCGCCAAUCAAGCAAGCCACCGUUCAGCAAAGGUGCGCCGCCUGGAUCCCAGGCUCUGCACCAGCUUCCAGAAGAUGACAUGCAAGAUGAGGAGGAUCACUUGGUUUCGAUAGACGACGUGAAGCCUCUCCGGGAAAUCACAACCGCCAGUGUGCAGAAACUCGAAACUGUCUUGCAGCGUCUGCGUGAGCCAGUGUCAACUUUCGGUGAGGAAUUCCGCAAAGCCGUUCUGCUGCUCAUGGCCAGCAUUGCAUAUUGCUAUGACGUUCCGACGCUUCCCUCUGGACUGCACAGGCCGGAUGGCAUUCAGGUGGAGGAGGUAGAUCUUCACCUGGAUGCCUUCCUCGACGCCAUCAGAAAAUUCGACGAGCGGUCCACUCGAGAGCUGAAGCUGGCUUGCCUGCUGGAGACAGGACAAGGUGUGGACAUUGCACCUCGCAUGGAGAUGUUCCUCGUUUCGUCCUUCAUCCUUGGUCUCAGACAAUCCGCAUUGCAGGUGCUGCAGAUGCUCCACAAGGCACGGGAGCUCGUAGACGAACGCAGAAAGCGCAAUGACCGGCCACGUCUCUGGGUUCCCCAUUAUGCAGACAUUGGAAAGUGGCUGUCUACGACAAGCGAGUCUGAUGUCAUGAUCUUGCCGAACAAAGCUCGAAAGAAGACCUCUGGGGGCAAGAAGAAGAAGAAGAAGCAAUCAUCUCCAGACACUUCAGACAGCUGCGUCUCCACUGUCCCCUCACCACAAGACGAGGAACAAGGACUCGGAUCGGAUGGGCGCAGGCGACCUGGCCAGAGUGCGCACAGAGCCCAGGCCAAGGCGACACCCACCCAAACACCGCAACAAGGGACAAUUUGGGGCAGAGUCAGAGAAAACCUCGCUGACAUCUUGGAAUGGGCUCAGCAAUCCGAUGACCUUGCGUAUGCUUUGAGGUUCACACUGGCCGUGAUGAUUGUCAGCUGGCCAUCGUUCGUGUCAUCCUGGAGGCAAUGGUACGGCAGUGUUCGCGGUAUAUGGGCACCCAUUCAAUUAGUCCUGGCGUUUGAGGUGUCCAUCGGAACCUCCAUCUUCGUCUUUCUCGUGCGGCUCACUGGGGUCAUCUUUGGCUGCGUCUUGGGCUUCGCCUCGUACGAGAUUGGCGGCGGUAAUCGUGUAGCCAUGGUGGCUAUUCUCAUGCUAGGUAUCAUAUUCUCGUUCUACGUCCAGGUCGGCACAAAAUACGUCAAGGCGGGUAUGGUUGCGACGACCUCAAUGUGUGUCGUCGCGACAGCUGCCAUUAGCCAGCCCCAGUCUGCGGUCGAGACUUUUGAAUAUCGACUGGUCGCCUUUCUCGUCGGUGCUUUAGUCGGCCUUGCUGUGGAGGUCUUCGUCUUUCCGGUGCGAGCGCGCCAUCGCCUUGUGGAUUCACUUUCAGCAGCUGUUCGUCACGUACAGAGCAUGCACUCGGUUAUUCAAGUCGGGAUCAGCAGCCCGUCACGGCCCAACUUCCGCUCCCAAAAGCUAAACCGUGCCUUUUCUCGCGCGAGGAACAAGGCGCAGGCGUCUCUAGAUGCAGCUGGAGCCUUCCUCCCGUUUUGCCUAAGCGAGCCUCGACUCAAGGGCAGCUUCAAGCCAUUUGAGCCCAUUUACCAGGAGAUCAUCUACGUAUUGCACCAGAUUAUUGAUCGGCUGGAUACGGUGGUUGACAUUCGGAAAGCGUACGGCUCGUCGAUGCUGGAAGACCUGCAUGCCCAGGUCUACGCAUACCGGCGUAAUGCGGCAGCCGCCAACAACUUGAUGCUAUUCUCCGUUCACGAGGCCAUGACCACCUGGCUUCCCCUGCCACAAUUCUUGCCGUCUCCCCGCAUUGCGCAGUUGCGACUUGUCAGCCGUGUGCGCGAGGUUGUGGAGGAAAAGAUAGCCAAAGGAGAAACUCCUUCGGGCUCUGGCAAAGAUGAACAAGGCUCCGAGAACGCAGCCUCCUUCGUGACGCAACGCAAGUUCCUUGCCUGGAACGCAAAUGCUGCAGGGCUCAUGGAGAUUGUCGAGUAUCUCGAGGAACUCGUCGAGUUGACCAAGAUCCUGGUAGGCGUCAAUGCUUUCCGCAGUGGCCUAUUCGAGAGGUCGCAAUACAGCGACUACGUGGAGCAAGUCCGUACCAAGCGACAACCGGGGAGGACCACCACGGCUACAGACGAACGGGCUCCGUCAUCGGCAGCUGGUGAUACCACAGACAGCAUGGCCAGAGUGACCAGUGUUGCAGCGUCCGUGCAAAGGUUCAGACGAGCGCUGAGUGUUAACAGGGGACCACCUCAAGUCGCCCCCGAGGAAGCCAUUGCGGAUGACGAUGAUGAUGAUGCGCUGCCGGCAAGCUUGCGCAGGGUGGGAUCAAGAGUGCAGCGGCAAAGCAAUGUUGCCCGGAGGCGAGGCUUCAGCGCAUCAACUGAUUGAAUUGAGUAUCACCACUGCGUUUGCAAGAUCAUGAUAGUAUACCAUUAUGACUGGACAUUAUUACCUUGUCGUCUCUGCAUCUUUGAUCCAACAUGUUCAACUAAUACACAACACGAAAAGGCGCAAAAGAAUAAAGGCCACAGCUUUCCUUAGAGAGGCAACAGGAUCAAAAAUGCAAAAGG
Messenger RNA from Emericellopsis atlantica, 3829 nucleotides. RefSeq lists its product as uncharacterized. Lineage: Eukaryota; Fungi; Ascomycota; Sordariomycetes; Hypocreales; Bionectriaceae. The coding region runs from base 168 to 3647 and encodes 1159 amino acids. The record is from RefSeq and is a predicted model, not a curated record. The transcript is spliced from 2 exons.